This is a messenger RNA of Sorex fumeus (smoky shrew), 1137 nucleotides long. RefSeq names its product serine protease 54 (gene PRSS54). Gene Ontology annotation, molecular function: serine-type endopeptidase activity. The record is from RefSeq and is a predicted model, not a curated record. Gene Ontology annotation, biological process: proteolysis. NCBI's taxonomy places the organism in Eukaryota, Metazoa, Chordata, Mammalia, Eulipotyphla, Soricidae. The coding region runs from base 1 to 1137 and encodes 378 amino acids. The transcript is spliced from 5 exons.
AUGGCGGCGACGAAGGGGGUGCUCCUGCUCCUGCUCUACAUCUCCCACACUUCUGCCAAGUGUGGCAUCCAGAAUGUCAACAUUCUGGAAACUUCCGAGGAGAGCCUGGUGGGCCACCAGGAGUUCCCGUGGGUGGUGUCGCUGCAAGACCCCCAGUACACCCACCUGGCUUUCGGCUGCAUCCUCAGCGAGUUCUGGAUCCUCAGCAUCGCCUCUGCCUUUCAGGACAGGAAGGAGGCCGUGGCCAUUGUGGGCAUUGCCCGCAUGGAUUCCAAAGAGGUUUCGCACGAGGAGUUUCCCGUGAGCUUCAUCGUCACCCACGAGGACUUCGAUAACAGCACGAUGGACAACAACAUCGCCCUCCUGAAGACAGACACGGCCAUGGCGUUCACCAACCUCAUCCGCCCCAUCUGCUUCCUCAACAAAGGGACGGCCGACUCGCCUCGCCUGCGGAACUGCUGGGUGGCAGGAUGGAACCCCACGACUGCAACAGGAAAUCACAUGACGAUGAGCAUCCUGAGGAAAAUCACCGUGAGGGACAUGGAGCCGUGUCCCUUAAAUCAUUCCCGGAAGCUGAGAUGUGGCAACCACAUCGAGCGUGAAACCAAUUCCGUCUGCUUGGGCGAUCCGGGAAACCCCAUGAUGUGCCAGAUGCAGCAGGUGAACCUGUGGGUGCUCAAAGGGUUGCUGUCCCCCGGCGGCGAGAAGUGUCCCGGCCUCUUCCUCUACACCAGGAUCGACAAUUACGGCGCCUGGAUCGAGGCCAAGACCAAGGGGACAGCCUCCGCCCUGACAUCUUUCCACCAGUGGGACAAUUUCGUGCCUUCCCCCAGCUUCUCCUCACGCACCCCUGCGGCCCGGAAGAAAUUGUCUGGGCUGUCCCGGAUGAUCGGGUCCCAAACGUACCCCCAGAAUCUGAAAAGCGUCACCCAGCCGUCCUGGCCAGCCAACGACUCCAUCAGGAGUAUCCAGGACAGGGAUAAGGGUUUCAAGUCCGGCAUCCAACCCAUGUACUAUGACUACUAUGGGGGGGUGGAGGGGGGGCGGUGGUCCCCCUUGAGCCGUGGUCAGCUGCACCGGCGCCCAGAGCUGCUUCUGCUCUGCUCCGGGCUCCUUUUCUUCGGCGCUGGCGUCUAG